Cadophora gregata is the source of this 1680-nucleotide messenger RNA. RefSeq lists its product as uncharacterized. The record is from RefSeq and is a predicted model, not a curated record. The transcript is spliced from 2 exons. Gene Ontology annotation, molecular function: acid phosphatase activity. NCBI's taxonomy places the organism in Eukaryota, Fungi, Ascomycota, Leotiomycetes, Helotiales, Ploettnerulaceae. Bases 1 to 1680 code for a protein of 559 amino acids.
AUGAAGACGGCAGCUUAUGCCGCGGUCCUCAACCAUUCAAGGAGGACCUCGACUGCUAGAGACGACGAGGCAAGAGACAGAGACAACUAUAGCUAUGUGCCUGUGCCCCUCAGGGAAGAGACACCCGGACCAGGCCAGGAAGAAAUCCGAUUCAGUACCGACUUAGACGCGGAGCAUCAUAUUCUUCUAGAACAGCAUCUCAGAGAGUUUAGAAAGAAUAACAGCAAUAGAACUUGGAUCGUUGUUAUGGGUGCUCUUGGGGUCUUCUUGUUCUUCUACUUGGCGAUUGCAGACCAUACUAUUCAUCAUGUCAAUGCGCAAUGUGAUGGUCUUAAUGGCUUCACUUGUUCGCCUGAGAUCUCCCACUUUUGGGGACAAAGUUCUCCCUACUUUGCAGUUGCUUCAGAAAUCGCUACUGAAGUCCCGGACCAGUGUCAAAUCACAUUUGCGCAAAUCCUCUCUCGCCAUGGUGCUCGAGAUCCGACGGCAGGCAAGACUAUCAAGUAUCAAGCUUUGAUUGAUCGAAUCCACGCCAACGCUACGUCGUAUAGCGACAGCUUUGCUUUCAUUAAGGACUACAAGUACACCCUUGGAGCCGACCAGCUCACCACUUUUGGGCAACAGGAGCUUAUCAACUCCGGUAUCAAGUUCUACCAAAGAUAUAGGCCACUUGCUCAAGGCAUCACCCCUUUUGUUCGUGCAUCUGGACAAGAUCGAGUUGUGGAAUCUGCUCAAAACUGGACUCAAGGCUUCCACACCGCUCGAUUACAAGACGCUAGCUCGACUGUCAAUGAAAGCUUGCCUUUUAACAUAGUCCAGAUUAGUGAAGAUCAGGGACAAAACAACACUCUCAACCACGACCUCUGCAACAACUUUGAGGAAGGUCCCCUCAGUGAUAUUGGUGACGACGCUGUAGCGAAAUGGCAAGCUGUCUUCGCACCACCUAUCACCGCCCGUCUAAAUGAAAACCUUCCAGGUGUCAACUUGACAGAUGAUGACACUGUCAGCCUGAUGGAUAUGUGCCCUUUCAACACCGUCGCCAACGAUAAUGGCACCAUACAUCCAUUCUGCGGCCUCUUCACUGCUACUGAAUGGCAACAGUAUGAUUAUCUCGCCACCGUCGGGAAGUUUUACAGCUACUCUAUUGGAAACCCACUCGGCCCAACUCAAGGUGUGGGGUUUACCAACGAGCUCAUCGCACGCAUGACCAAGUCUGCUGUAGUGGAUAGAACGACUACAAACUCCACACUAGACGGUAACUCAACGACCUUCCCUCUUGAUGCAGUCCUCUACGCCGACUUCAGCCACGACAAUGACAUGAUGACCAUCUUCAGCGCCAUGGGCCUUUUCAACUCCACCACACCCCUCUCAAACACCACGCUCCAAACAGUACAAGAAACCCAUGGUUUCGCCGUCAACCGCCUCGUGCCUUUCAGCUCUCGUGCGUAUUUCGAGAAAAUGACUUGUACUGGUUCGGCAGAGGAGUUAGUGAGAGUGGUCAUUAAUGAUCGGGUUAUGCCGCUGGAUACUUGUGGUGGCGAUGCGCUGGGAAGGUGUACGUUGAGUGCUUGGGUUAAGAGUCUUUCGUUUGCAAGGGCGGGUGGACUUUGGGAUAGCUGUUUCACGCCUCCAGCCGGACAACAGCACGUGGAAGUUGCUAUGGUAGAUCGCACUCUUUAG